AUGGCAGGAUUCCACGUCUUAGAGCUCCCCUGCGAGAUUUUAGACCAAAUCAUCUCUGAAGUACGAGGUAGUUUGAGGCCAGUCUCGUGCGUGUGUCGUACAUUCCGCGUCCUGUGCGAGCCUAGGAUCUGGAGUCAUGUGUCUUUGAAAGGAUCACAGGCUUCAAGUCUCCCAGCGCUUGUGAAAUUCUGGCACUUGCGCACUGAAAUCGCCGCAUAUGUGCUUGACCUUCACGUCGACUGGGAGCGAAUCAACCGAAAGAAGGAGAAAAUCAAAAGCGAAGAUGUUGCCGAACUUCAGAUCAUCAUCAAAAGCUUGAACCUCGAUUUGCCAGAAAACUGGCAUACGUUAACAGAGAACUUAUCCAUACUGGCGGGUAUCGCAAUCCUCCAGGCGCGGAAUGUUCGACAACUAUCUAUCACGGCGGACAAAAAGUCGGAAUAUUUCUUCAAAGCCUUGCCAUUUCCGGAGGAGACUUCCACACGCUUGCGAAAUUUGACGGACUUACGUUUCGUUGCCAGUCAGACUGGCACAUGGCCUGUUCUACUCGAUCAAAUCUUCCCUCUCAUGGAACUCGCUCCUUUCAUCACAAGCUUUUAUGGAAUCAACACUUGUGGGAAGUUUGAGGGCAUGGAUUGGAGCCGCAUCGUAAAGCUCAAAUUGGCAAGAAGAGGCGUCAUCCCUGUCGAAGACACUCCCAGGUGGAUCAAAUCUUGUGGGCGUUUGGAAGAAUUUGACUUGUGGGCGCUUACUGAUUACGACGACUUGGAAGAUAUUCUUCCGGCUCUAACAUUUCACGGCGAAAGUCUCAAAGUUCUCAAGCUAGAUAUAGGCGGGUGGGGAGACACGGCAAUGCGCCUUCGUUCCUUCACCAAACUCCCCAGUCUAGAAUCACUGAAGAUAACUGCAGAUGAAUUGGGUUUUGGCAGUGAUUGUUUGCUGCGAGAACUUCAACCGUCGCUGAAACACUUGAAAAUCAGUGGCUACAUCGAUGGCUACAAAGAAGAGUUCGUCUGGUUUGCUAAACAAGUUGAGGGUGGCAAGUUUCCUGACCUCAGAACUAUCAGCUUUACUGAAUGGGAAUGCGAUGGGGAUCACGAAAACAGUUGUCGUUUAGUAAACAGUGAGUCUUGGGAAGGAGGCGAAGUUGGGUGUGACAUGGGGCAGACCCUGUGUGACGUAAGAGAGAUGUUUUCAGCGCUGGGAGUUACAGACCCGACGCCUUGGGACAAUCCUUGGGAGAAGGAUUGUACACCGAGGGAGCUCAUGUACCACCUCCUCCUCGAAGAGGCCACCACCCCUUGA
Molecule: messenger RNA, 1305 nt
Organism: Colletotrichum siamense
Lineage: Eukaryota; Fungi; Ascomycota; Sordariomycetes; Glomerellales; Glomerellaceae
Exons: 2
Coding region: 1-1305 (434 amino acids)
Source: RefSeq, a predicted model, not a curated record